GGACGUUCCGUGGAUUGAUACAUAUCUCCCGAAGAUGGUCAAUCCCGCUCGCACAUGGCACUGUCCACUGCAACUCGCUGGUCAGCAUCCAUGCAGCUUAUAAGGCUCUUGUCGCCGAAGCAUUUCACUAGAAUGAUUGCCGGGAAAACAUUUCGCGACACAUAGCUUGUGACCUUAAGGCUUUCCGUAACAGGUUAUCAUUCCAUUCACAAAUGCAACUGAGCAAGGAGGUGAAUCCAAGAUCACCUCCUUGCUCCAAGACCUUAUAUGACAGGGGAACGCAAGGCUAUAUUUCGCAAUAUCUUCCCAGCAUCACGUCAGGACAAGAAUAAAGUGCUCCAAUACACGAUAUGCGUCACAUGUGUCCUCGGCUUUCUGGAUCAAGCCGUCCUCCCAAUAUAUCCCCAGCCAUGCCCAGCCCUCGCAUGAACGAGCGCCAUUGUUCACCGCUUGUUGACCCGCAGCAUGGGCCAAUAUUGUGCCACCUCUCGAAGGUCUUUCUUCGUGUUGCAAACUUCUUGCUGCCGGACGGAAUCAAUCUGUCAGUGCAGGAAACUAUACAUUGCCUUUCUCAAUUGACAUUUCUGCACACGAAGUCGAAGCGCAGCGAGAAGGAGGCUGAAGAAUCCGCAUCGGCCCAUGAUCCAUAUUACCGCGUGGAGAGCAAGUACAUUGUCCAAGCGUGACAACGGGCUCCCACAUGAAAUCGAGACGAAGCCCAAACCCAGUCUGAAGCCUUACCGUUUAGAUUAAAGAUAGACACCACACAUUUUGCGAAGACUCCUUCAAGUUGGUGGCAUGGCAUGAGCGACAGCAAGGUUCGUACGAUACAUUUCGUGCAAUUUGGCUGGGCUCGGUAGGCUCAGCAGCGG
This is a messenger RNA of Spizellomyces punctatus DAOM BR117, 872 nucleotides long. RefSeq lists its product as uncharacterized. The transcript has 2 exons. Bases 351 to 686 code for a protein of 111 amino acids. The record is from RefSeq and is a predicted model, not a curated record. NCBI's taxonomy places the organism in Eukaryota, Fungi, Chytridiomycota, Chytridiomycetes, Spizellomycetales, Spizellomycetaceae.